This is a messenger RNA of Phytomonas sp. Hart1, 2770 nucleotides long. The record is from the annotation of a GenBank genome assembly. Lineage: Eukaryota; Euglenozoa; Kinetoplastea; Trypanosomatida; Trypanosomatidae.
GAAUAACGAUUUUCACAUUACCUUCCAAGACGACAAGGAGAAGGUUGAACAACAGGCUUUGAAUUACUGAUGUUUUCAUAUUAUAUGUGUGCAAUUUUUUUUCUUUCUCAUAUUAAAACCAAUUGGGAGGGAAAAAAGAAUGCCAUGACUCAUCUUUUUUCCUCAUAGGAUGAAACACAAGGAGAACUUCCGUAUUCAAUAUCAAAGUUCACAUGCUUUCCGAAUUAUUUACAACUUAGCCACAAUCUUAAAAUAAACUCAAAUGCUAAUUUUAAUGAUCUGACCCUUUACUCCAAUUUGUUGACAAAUUGGAUGAAUGCGUGAAUUUUUUGAUCACAAACUUGUAGUUCUAUUGACGGUUUUGUGUUUCAGGUUACGCUUUUUUUACUCUGUCAGUAGCGUUAUAUAUCACAAUUAUCACUACUACCAAUAGUAGUAAUAUUAAUUAUUAUUAUAAAACCGCGCGCCAAAUAUAUUGUUUAGCUGAGAACCAAAAGUUUUAAUUGACUAAUUGUUAACCCCCUCGGCUGCAUAAAAUCACUAACUAGGAAAGAAGGCAAUCUAGGAGAAACCACCCCACAUACUCCUUAUUUUGAUUGCGUUUAUUAUUAACGAGUCAAGACCUAUGAAAAAAAACAGUCCCCUCUAUGAUAGCUUAGAAGACAAUUCCCCAGCUGAAAGAGUGAACCCGAUGAGCACCCUAACCCCUCAUAAAAUUCUUGGAGUUGAGGAGCCCCCCAUUGAGCAUCUUAAAAGGACAAGCUUGGAAUACUUUUUUUACGUGGCCGUGGUGUUAUUUGAUAACUUUGGGGUUAUUUUUUACGAGUUAGUGUUAAUGAGCAACCGCUACCGUGAGUUAUUAAAACCGCAUCUAAACCCCCCGUGGGUUCCUUUUUGCUGGCUAGGCAGCCAUGGGGUGGACGUGGCGGAUGGGCAGUGGUAUUAUACCAUUUCCUUUCUGCCGUUUGCUAUUCCGAUCAUGGUGGUCUUUCUCUUUCUAUCCCGUCGACAACGCCGAGGGCGUCGUUUGGCGUUAACCCCGCCGGAAGCCCCGAACACUGUGCCGCCUCGGACUCAUCAAACGCGAUCGUCCAAGACGCAGGCCGCGAUGUCUUUGAUCGAAACCAAGAGCCUAAAUUUGACCACCUCGCUGCGGAUAGAUGGGAACGGCGGGGGGGUGGAAAAUUCCCUUUCCCUCCCUCAAUCGGGUCCGUCCGAGGCGGGGAAUGGCGUUUGGUCCUCUCCGCGCGAUCCCCCAAACGACAAGUCCACCUCCGAGGUCGUUUACGCCCGGCGUGAUCUGGCGAAAACGCAUCUUUUGCAUUUCCUUUUUGGUUUGUUCAUCGCGCUGGGGGUGACGGGGACGGGGUGUCUCUUCGGUCUGGCCUUUAUCAUCGCGAAUUACUACGCGAUGAAAGCGCUCUAUCGAUCCUGCCGCGUUAGGGUCGCCAUGGGGGUGAUGUGGACCUCCCAAAUCGCAAUUCUCUUUUUGCAUUAUUAUAUCGGGCGCUAUCGUUUUAGCUGGUUCGGCUUGGGGUUCUUGGAUGAUUUAUGGACGCCUUUGUUUCGCUGGACAAUGAUCUACAACAUGUCGAUGCUGCGGAUGAUUUCGUUUAACAUGGAUCUCCGCGAGGCGAUGGACAUCGAGGGCAGCGCGACGCGGCGUGCGCAACUUAUGGAAAAACACGAAAGCACCUGUGUGGAGUGCGCCGUGAUACGCGAUAAAACCAAAUCCCACACCCAAAGCGUCUUCGCCGAAGAGAUCCGAUGUUUACGGUACCGCACCGACUGCCCUCGCUUGCCGGAGGAGUAUCAUCUGUUGAGUUAUUUGGCUUAUCUCUAUUACCCCCCGCUCUACCUCACGGGCCCGAUGCUUUCAUUUAACGCCUAUACUUCCUACCUCAACCACGCGACGCGCGGGGUCGUCGGGAAGGCUAUUUGGCGUUAUGCCCUUCGCUGUGCAGGCGUCGGCGUGCUGCUUUCUUUCACCAUGCACUACGCGCACGUGAUCUCGCUUUUAGAUUUGUACAAACAUGGGCCCUCAAAAACGGCCAUGUUAUCGCUCAAUCCACAAGACAUUUCGGGAAUUCAGUUCUCGCAAACGCAGAAACUGACUCUCUUUUACGCUCUUCUCGGAUUCAUGUGGAUGAAGUUUGACUUCAUAUGGAAGUUCUCUCGCCUGGUCGCAUUUUUUGAUGGCGUCGAGCCGCCGGAGGAUAUGCGGCGCUGCUUUACCAAUACAUCAACCAUUCAGAACUUUUGGCGGGAUUGGCAUGCGUCUUUCAAUAUGUGGAUUCUGCGCUAUAUGUACAUCCCGAUGGGAGGUAGAAAUAACAAAGUGUUCACCAUCUUCGUUAUCUUCUUUUUUAUUGCAAUCUGGCAUGAUAUUGACUUGAGACUUCUUUGUUGGGCGGGAUUCACGUGCAUAUUUUUCAUCCAGGAGAUCUUUAUCUCAUCCUAUUUUACCACCACCAAAAAUAAAUUUAUCCAGCGUCUGCGGCGGCGAUCAUUUGUGUGGAGGUGGAUUCGUGUUACCGGUAUCUCGUUUAGCAUGCUCGAGCUCAUUUUUAUAAAUCUUACAGGGUUCAUGUUAGGAACGGACGCUCCAACGUCAGAACUGAAGAAUUUAUUCUGGGAAACCACCUGGAGCUGCAUAAUUUUUGUAACAUGCUCCUCGUUUUGCUUCGCAAGCGUCUCGGUGCAGGAUCUCGAUCAGGAAAAGUAUGAGGACCGCGUAUUGCGAAUCAAAUAUCAUCUAAAACCGAAGUAA